CGGAGGGUUCAUUUUGGGAGCAUCUGGAGUUGACACAAGCAUGGGACAGCAUCAAAUCUCUUCCCCAUGACUACGGAGUACAGCGGAGAUAAACUUCCUCCCGCCAUGUGGGCUUUACCUAGUACUAGUACACAGCGACAGGACUGUGUCAACUCACCGACCGAUGGGCUACUGUGCCGGACGGAAAGCUGUAUUCGGCUUUGGCUAAUAUCCAUGACCAUGAUUUUCCAAGUUUGAUUCAUCUAGCGGUAUACAGCACACGGCACACGG
Messenger RNA from Trichoderma harzianum CBS 226.95, 270 nucleotides. RefSeq lists its product as hypothetical. The coding region runs from base 67 to 237 and encodes 56 amino acids. Lineage: Eukaryota; Fungi; Ascomycota; Sordariomycetes; Hypocreales; Hypocreaceae. The transcript has a single exon. The record is from RefSeq and is a predicted model, not a curated record.